UUGGCACCUUUUCUCCCACACGCAAAUAUCUGCCCUCUGUCCUCUCUCUCUCUCUCUCUCUCUCAUUCUUCACCUGUUCACCAUAUCCUUCCCCCACACCCACCACCACUCGUCGCCUCCGUCCUCCGCCAUGGGCCUACCGCCUCAUCGCCGUCUUCUCCGUUGCAACCACCACCACCACCACCAACACAGCAACCGCCUGCCAACAACCUUCACGGCGUUCACUUUUCUCUUAUUCUCCUCUGCUUCUGCCCUAACCCUCCCUCCACUUCCAAGUAGGGGAGGUUUCAAGCAGCCCUACUUUCAGAGGGAGGAGAUUAAUGGGUCGUGGACGGCGGCAACGGUAGCGGCGGCUGAUCAGAAGAGAAACGGCGGGCCAGGGUCGUUUCCGCCGUCGUGUAGAUCCAAGUGCGGCUGGUGCGCCGCCUGUGAACCGGUUCACGUGCCGAUCCAUCCCGGUCUGAGCAAGCCGCUCGAGUACUAUCCAGAAGCUUGGCGUUGCAAAUGCGGGAACAAGCUCUUCAUGCCUUAA
Molecule: messenger RNA, 532 nt
Organism: Prosopis cineraria
Lineage: Eukaryota; Viridiplantae; Streptophyta; Magnoliopsida; Fabales; Fabaceae
Product: EPIDERMAL PATTERNING FACTOR-like protein 5
Exons: 2
Coding region: 131-532 (133 amino acids)
Biological process (GO): stomatal complex development; guard cell differentiation
Source: RefSeq, a predicted model, not a curated record